Molecule: messenger RNA, 3854 nt
Organism: Trichechus manatus latirostris (Florida manatee)
Lineage: Eukaryota; Metazoa; Chordata; Mammalia; Sirenia; Trichechidae
Gene: ATP2B3
Product: ATPase plasma membrane Ca2+ transporting 3
Exons: 20
Coding region: 1-3651 (1216 amino acids)
Biological process (GO): calcium ion transmembrane transport; regulation of cytosolic calcium ion concentration
Cellular component (GO): plasma membrane; intracellular membrane-bounded organelle
Molecular function (GO): ATP hydrolysis activity; P-type calcium transporter activity; ATP binding
Source: RefSeq, a predicted model, not a curated record
AUGGGCGACAUGGCCAACAGCUCGAUCGAGUUCUACCCCAAGCCCCAGCAGCAGCGGGAGGCCCCCCAUGCAGGUGGCUUUGGGUGCACGCUGGCCGAGCUGCGCUCCCUCAUGGAACUGCGAGGGGCCGAGGCCCUGCAAAAAGUCCAGGAAGCGUAUGGGGACGUUGGCGGGCUCUGCAGGAGGCUGAAGACCUCCCCCACGGAGGGCCUGGCGGACAAUGCCACUGACCUUGAGAAGCGCAGGCAGAUCUACGGGCAGAACUUCAUCCCUCCCAAGCAGCCCAAGAGCUUCCUGCAGCUGGUGUGGGAGGCCCUGCAGGAUGUGACCCUCAUCAUCCUGGAGGUGGCUGCCAUUGUCUCCCUGGGCCUCUCGUUCUACGCACCGCCGGGGGAGGAGAGCGACGCCUGCGGGAACGUGGCGGCUGGGGCCGAAGAUGAGGGCGAGGCGGAGGCCGGCUGGAUCGAGGGCGCUGCCAUCCUGCUCUCGGUCAUCUGCGUGGUGCUGGUCACGGCCUUCAACGACUGGAGCAAGGAGAAGCAGUUUCGAGGCCUGCAGAGCCGCAUUGAGCAGGAGCAGAAGUUCACGGUCAUCCGGAACGGGCAGCUCCUGCAGGUUCCCGUGGCCGCGCUGGUGGUAGGAGACAUCGCCCAAGUCAAGUACGGGGACCUGCUGCCUGCCGACGGCGUGCUUAUCCAGGGCAAUGACCUCAAGAUCGACGAGAGCUCACUGACCGGAGAGUCAGACCACGUGCGCAAGUCAGUCGACAAAGACCCCAUGCUGCUCUCAGGCACUCAUGUCAUGGAAGGUUCCGGAAGGAUGGUGGUGACAGCCGUAGGGGUGAACUCACAGACAGGCAUCAUCUUUACCUUGCUUGGAGCCGGCGGGGAGGAGGAGGAGAAGAAGGAUAAGAAAGGCAAGCAGCAGGAUGGGGCGAUGGAGAGUAGCCAGACCAAAGCCAAGAAGCAGGACGGGGCCGUUGCCAUGGAGAUGCAGCCCCUAAAGAGCGCAGAGGGUGGGGAGAUGGAGGAGCGGGAGAAGAAGAAAGCCAACGUACCCAAGAAGGAGAAGUCGGUCCUGCAGGGAAAGCUCACAAAGCUGGCCGUGCAGAUUGGGAAAGCGGGGCUGGUGAUGUCCGCCAUCACUGUGAUCAUCCUGGUCCUCUACUUUGUCAUCGAGACCUUCGUCAUCGACGGCCGAGUGUGGCUGGCCGAGUGCACACCUGUCUACGUGCAGUACUUCGUGAAGUUCUUCAUCAUUGGGGUCACCGUGCUGGUCGUGGCCGUCCCGGAGGGCCUGCCUCUUGCUGUCACCAUCUCCUUAGCUUACUCUGUUAAGAAAAUGAUGAAGGACAACAACCUGGUGCGCCACCUGGACGCCUGUGAGACCAUGGGCAACGCCACGGCCAUCUGCUCCGACAAGACGGGCACGCUCACCACCAACCGCAUGACCGUGGUCCAGUCCUACCUGGGGGACACCCACUACAAGGAGGUCCCGGCCCCCAGCGCCCUCAACCCCAAGAUCCUCGACCUCCUGGUCCACGCCAUCUCCAUCAACAGUGCCUACACCACCAAAAUACUACCUCCAGAGAAGGAAGGUGCCCUUCCACGCCAAGUGGGCAAUAAAACGGAGUGUGCUCUGCUGGGCUUCGUCCUGGACCUCAAGCGGGACUUUCAGCCCGUACGAGAGCAGAUUCCGGAAGAUAAGCUUUACAAAGUGUACACCUUCAACUCAGUCCGCAAGUCCAUGAGCACGGUCAUCCGUGUGGCCGACGGUGGCUUCCGCCUCUUCAGCAAGGGGGCCUCAGAGAUCCUGCUCAAAAAGUGCUCCAACAUCUUAAACAGUGACGGUGAACUCCGCAGCUUCCGUCCGCGGGACCGGGACGAGAUGGUGAAGAAGAUCAUCGAGCCGAUGGCCUGUGAUGGCCUCCGAACCAUCUGCAUUGCCUACCGCGACUUCUCCACGGGCCAGGAGCCUGACUGGGACAACGAGAACGAGGUCGUGGCCGACCUCACCUGCAUCACCGUGGUGGGCAUCGAGGACCCUGUGCGGCCCGAGGUCCCUGAAGCUAUCCGCAAGUGCCAGCGUGCUGGCAUCACCGUGCGCAUGGUGACCGGGGACAACAUCAACACCGCCCGGGCCAUCGCGGCCAAGUGCGGCAUCAUCCAGCCCGGGGAGGACUUCCUGUGCCUGGAGGGGAAGGAGUUCAACCGGCGGAUCCGCAACGAGAAGGGCGAGAUAGAACAGGAGCGGCUGGACAAGGUGUGGCCCAAGCUGAGAGUCCUCGCCCGUUCUUCUCCCACCGACAAGCACACUCUGGUCAAAGGGAUUAUUGACAGCAUGACUGGGGAGCAGAGACAGGUGGUGGCGGUGACUGGGGAUGGCACAAACGACGGGCCAGCCCUCAAGAAGGCCGACGUGGGCUUCGCCAUGGGCAUUGCAGGGACAGACGUGGCCAAGGAGGCCUCCGACAUCAUCCUGACCGACGACAACUUCACCAGCAUUGUCAAGGCGGUGAUGUGGGGCCGCAAUGUCUACGACAGCAUCUCCAAGUUCUUGCAGUUCCAGCUGACGGUCAACGUGGUGGCGGUGAUUGUGGCCUUCACAGGGGCCUGCAUUACUCAGGACUCUCCUCUCAAAGCUGUGCAGAUGUUGUGGGUGAACUUGAUCAUGGACACGUUUGCCUCUCUGGCCCUGGCAACGGAGCCACCCACCGAGUCGCUGCUCCUGCGGAAGCCAUACGGCCGGGACAAGCCCUUGAUCUCACGCACCAUGAUGAAGAACAUCCUGGGCCACGCGGUCUACCAGCUCACCAUCAUUUUCACCCUGCUCUUUGUCGGGGAGCUCUUCUUUGACAUCGACAGCGGGAGGAACGCGCCCCUGCACUCGCCGCCAUCUGAGCACUACACCAUCAUCUUCAACACCUUCGUCAUGAUGCAGCUCUUCAAUGAGAUCAAUGCCCGCAAGAUCCACGGGGAGAGGAACGUCUUCGACGGCAUCUUCAGCAACCCCAUCUUCUGCACCAUCGUCUUGGGCACCUUUGGAAUCCAGAUUAUCAUUGUCCAGUUCGGUGGGAAACCCUUCAGCUGCUCCCCCCUGUCCACGGAACAGUGGCUCUGGUGCCUGUUUGUUGGUUUUGGGGAGCUGGUCUGGGGACAGGUCAUCGCCACCAUCCCCACCAGCCAGCUCAAGUGCCUGAAGGAGGCAGGGCAUGGGCCCGGGAAGGAUGAGAUGACUGACGACGAGCUGGCCGAGGGGGAGGAGGAGAUUGACCACGCCGAGCGGGAGCUCCGUAGGGGCCAGAUCCUCUGGUUCCGAGGCCUCAACCGGAUCCAGACGCAGAUCCGGGUGGUGAAAGCCUUCCGUAGCUCGCUCUACGAGGGCCUGGAGAAGCCCGACUCCAAGGCCUCCGUCCAUAACUUCAUGACUACGCCCGAGUUCCUGAUCAACGACUACACCCACAACAUCCCGCUCAUCGAUGACACGGACGUAGACGAGAACGAGGAGCGCCUGCGCGCCCCCCCGCCCCCGUCCCCCAACAAGAACAACAACGCCAUAGACAGCGGCAUCUACCUGGCGACGACCGCCAGCAAGUCAGCUACCUCUUCCAGGCCCGGAAGCCCCCUCCACAGCGUGGAGACGUCACUCUAACGGAACUCCUGUCUUACGCUGCACACACGCGCGCACAGACACACUCACACACUCUCUCAGACUCACCCACACUCACAGACGUGAAACCAUGUACCUACAAAAGAGAGAAACACCCAAGAUGGCAGAAGACUUUUCUUGCACAUCAUUUGCAAGAAGCCAAAUCCGCUCACUAAGGGUGCAGCCCACCAGCGGCUUCUUUAUCC